Molecule: messenger RNA, 813 nt
Organism: Aspergillus nidulans FGSC A4
Lineage: Eukaryota; Fungi; Ascomycota; Eurotiomycetes; Eurotiales; Aspergillaceae
Exons: 2
Coding region: 1-813 (270 amino acids)
Source: RefSeq, a predicted model, not a curated record
AUGAGUCAAACUGCGAACCUCCCAAUUUCCACCGAUCCAAUGAGCUGCGGUCUGGACCUGGCCGCAUUGGUUGACUGGCCCGACGAUAAGGCCGUGGAAGGAUUGACCCGGAGCGCUUUCUACGCCAACGAUGCUGAGUUUGACAUUGGAGAACAGCUGAAGGGAAGUAUGAACAGCCCCGUCGCUAUAGACAAUGUAGAUGCUAGGCCCUCGCAGUUGCCUACCACAUUGGCCAGAGCCCCUCCUAAUGGCCCUAACCCUCCAAAUAAGAAAGCCAGCAGACAGAUCCAGACCAGUGCUUGGGUACCAUACGACAUCUAUAUCCCGCCGCAGAAUGUUCAAGUCAGCGGUAACAUUGCUACGAAAGGAUCCUUAUGCGCAUCUACCGCUCCUGCUCCCAACAUCAUGCGAGGAAGCGGCUCUAGCUCCCCAGUACCCUACCUCGCGAGCCAGCUCAACCGCGCGAGAGCCCAACCGAACGCAUGCAAAGAGGUGAUCAAGGAGUUGCAACGCGUUCUAAAAGCCAGUUCGGACGGCGAGGUUAUUCGCAGGCUCCUAAAUACAGUCGCAAGAAAAGAUCGAGAGGCUGAGGCUUCGCGGCGUGAGCUAAGCGAUCUUGAGGAUGAAUGUGAGAUGUAUAAAGUGCAGUUGAGCCGGGUGUAUGAACAGAGCCAGGCUUCGCGGAAGGCAAUUGCGCAGUAUGAGCGGGAGUUUGGGAGAAUGGAGUACCAGAUCAAGGUGCUGAGAACACAGCUGAAGCUGGCAAAGUCCGAGAGGGACCGGUUGAGGGGGCAGAUGAACAAGCAGCAGUAG